AUGUCUUCCCCCAAUAAUACCACAAUUCCCUUGGGUACUCCCACUACAAAUAAUGAUGUUAAUAGUAAUGAUAACAAAAAUAAUAAAGACACCCUGAACUCGUCAUCUUCAUCCUCAUCUUCAUCUUCAACUGCAACUGCAACUUCACCAAGAUCAUCAUCCUCGUCGAGAUUUUCAAUUAGAAAUCAUACAACAACCACAACAACAACCUCGUCUUCAUCUUUACCAUUUUCAUCAAGAGGAAUCAAUACUUUACAAAUAAACUCAGCAAGACAGAUGCACGCAAGAACAAUAAGAGCAAGACAACCUCAAACAGCAACAAACAUACAAUCUUCUUUUUCUUCAUCAUCAACAACUUUUCAACCACCAAAACGGUUCUUGCCACCAUCCAAACCUUCUUCUUCUUCUUCUUCUUCUUCUUCUUCAUCUCCUCUUCCUCCUCCUCCUCCUUCUAAACACGUUUGUAAUAAUCCAAACAAUCCAUCAUGUUCAAACUGUGGAUCAAUAAUAAUACCAGCACCUGUAGCAACAUUACCAAUAAUAGAUAACCCAUCCAUGUUAAUAAACAACAAUGAAUGGAAAAUAUCCUCUAAAAAGGGUACCAUCUUAAACGCACAAGAAAUUGACCAUUGGAUAACAAAUGAAUUAUCAUUCGAUACAUUACCUGAAAUGAUAUUUGGUAAUAAUUUCAUUAAAUUGGAAAAUUUAAAACAUAAUUGGUCUUUAUCAUUCAACGCCUUAGAUUCUUUGAAAAUGGUCAAUACAAACACGGAAAUUAAGGAUAUUAUUAAAGUAUCUUAUUCAGAUAAAUGGGUGGAUCAUGUUAAUAGAAAUUCAAUGAAAAAUUUUGAUUGGACUUAUUCAACUAAAUAUAAAGGGACAGAAAUCUUUAAUGGUGAAAAUUUGGAAAAGAAAAAAUUACAAUUGGAUAAUGAUGUACAAUUACCAAUGGAUAAACUUAGUAGGUUGGAUAAAAUAUUGUUUUUCGACGAUAUGAUUUUGUUUGAAGAUGAAUUGGCUGAUAAUGGGAUCUCCGUUUUGAAUGUGAAAAUUAGAGUCAUGGAGGAACGACUAUUGAUCUUAUCACGAUUCUUUUUAAGGGUAGAUAAUGUCAUUUGUAGAAUCUAUGAAACAAGAGUUUAUGUGGAAUUUAAUGACAACUUAAUUAUUAGAGAAUUUAAAGAAUUUCAAGAUGAUUAUAAAAAUAUAUUGGAUAAAGCUAUUCGUCAAUCAAUGAAUAAAAAAUCUACUUAUAAAGAUUCUAAGGCCGCUAUGAGAGAUAGUAAUUGGGUGGUACAAAAUAUGCCCUUAAUUAACAGAGAAUGUGAAUCGUUAAGAUUGUGA
Messenger RNA from Naumovozyma dairenensis CBS 421, 1344 nucleotides. It is a transcript of the gene TIP41, whose product is annotated as Tip41p. The transcript has a single exon. Gene Ontology annotation, cellular component: cytosol. Gene Ontology annotation, biological process: TOR signaling. Bases 1 to 1344 code for a protein of 447 amino acids. The record is from RefSeq and is a predicted model, not a curated record. NCBI's taxonomy places the organism in Eukaryota, Fungi, Ascomycota, Saccharomycetes, Saccharomycetales, Saccharomycetaceae.